AUGUCGCAACGCACGCUUCUGCCGAUGCGUCUGUCCCGGCCGGUCGUGCUGGUCGCGGCGGCGCUGGAGACUCUCGCGCUCAGGUGGUGGAAUGGCUCAAGCGAUGGGAAGGUGAAGCUCUCAUCGCUCGCGCUGUCAUUCGGGCUCUUCGUCAUCGGCAACUUCGUCGUCUGCGUUCUCUACUUUACAUUCAUCUAUCCGUUCUACGUAUCGCCCACGCGAAACCUGCCGACGGCCGCCGACCGCCACUGGCUCCUCGGCCACAUGCUGCAGCUCUGGAGUGCGCCGGGCGGUCGAUGCUCCCGGACCUGGAAUAAAGAGGUCGAGCACGAUGGGCUAUUGCGCUUCUUCAUGCCGUUCAACAUCGAGCGGCUCCUCGCCAUCUCCCCCCAGGCCGUGGCCGACAUCACGGUUCACAACGCCUACGACUGGGAGAAGGAGAGCGUCGUGCGCAGCGCGCUCAGCACCGUCACCGGCGUCGGCCUCAUCACGUCCGAGGGCGACGAGCACCAGCGCCAGCGCCGCCACAUGCAGCCCGCCUUUGCCUUUCGCCUCGUCAAGAACUUGUACCCGGUGUUCUGGGACAAGUCGCGCGAGGUCGUCCAGGCCCUCACCAAGAGGGUCCGCGGCGGCGAGGCUCAGAUGUACGUCACGCCCUGGGCGUCGCGCGUGACGCUGGACAUUAUCGGCAUGGCCACCAUGGGCCACGACUUCUCCGCCGUGCGCGACCCGGACAACAAGCUCGUCGCGCAGUACACGCGCGUUUUCGAGGACCAGUCGCUGCUGCGCAUCUUUCUCGCGCUCGGAAAGCUGAUGCCGCAGUGGAUGAUUUUCAAGCUGCCGGUGAAGCGCAUCCGCCGGUUUGACGACGCCAUGGACGCCAUCCGCCGCGUCUGCCAGGAGCUCAUCGAAGAGAAGCGUGCCAAGCUCCGCGAGCAGGAAAAGGACAAGACCAUCGAGCCCGACGUCGACAUCCUGUCCACUGCGAUCCAGAGCGAGCAGUUUACCGACGAGGGGCUGCAGAACCAGCUCAUGACCUUCUUCGCCGCCGGCCACGAGACCACGUCCGCGUCGCUGACGUGGGCCAUUUACGCCCUCUGCCUCAACCCGGCGAUGCAGACGCGGCUGCGCGCCGAGGUGCGCGCGCACCUGCCGUCCGUCGACGACGACGACGCCCCCGCGCCCACCAGCGUCGAGAUUGACCGCCUGGUGUUCCUCAACGCCGUCGUCAACGAGACGCUGCGCGUGUACCCGGCGGUGCCGGUGACGGGGCGCUUCGCCGUAAAGGACACGAUGGUCAUGGGCAUGCCCGUCGCGCGCGGCACCCAGGUCGCCAUCCCGCAGUGGGCCAUCAACGCCGACAAGGGGCUCUGGGGGGACGACGCCGAGGCGUUCAACCCGGACCGCUGGAUCGACGUGCGCGACGACGGCGUCGCCACGCUCAACAAGACGGGCGGCGCGAAGAGCAACUACGCCAUGAUGACGUUUCUGCACGGCCCGCGCAACUGCAUCGGCGCCGGCUUUGCCAAGGGCGAGUUUGCGUGCCUGCUGGCCGCGUGGAUUGGCCGCUUCGAGUUUGAGCUGGUGGACAAGACGCUCAUGGACCCGGAAAAGCUCAAGAUUGGGGGCGGCGUGACGAUUAAGCCCAAGGACGGGCUGCAUGUGAUUGCGAGGGAGGUGCCUGGAUACUAG
Cordyceps militaris CM01 is the source of this 1692-nucleotide messenger RNA. Its product is annotated as cytochrome P450 78A3. NCBI's taxonomy places the organism in Eukaryota, Fungi, Ascomycota, Sordariomycetes, Hypocreales, Cordycipitaceae. The coding region runs from base 1 to 1692 and encodes 563 amino acids. The transcript has 2 exons. The record is from RefSeq and is a predicted model, not a curated record. Gene Ontology annotation, molecular function: oxidoreductase activity, acting on paired donors, with incorporation or reduction of molecular oxygen; heme binding; monooxygenase activity.